Molecule: messenger RNA, 814 nt
Organism: Balaenoptera acutorostrata (minke whale)
Lineage: Eukaryota; Metazoa; Chordata; Mammalia; Artiodactyla; Balaenopteridae
Gene: LRMDA
Product: leucine rich melanocyte differentiation associated
Exons: 6
Coding region: 197-814 (205 amino acids)
Biological process (GO): melanocyte differentiation
Molecular function (GO): protein binding
Source: RefSeq, a predicted model, not a curated record
UGCGCGAGGCCCGGCCCAGGGCGGGCGGCGGGCGCACAGCUGAGCCGAGGUUCCGACGCCCGGCCCGCGCCUCGGGCUUCCGCCGGGUCAGCUGACCACCCAGUGCGGAACUAACAGCCGGCCCGAGCUGCCCGCCGCCGCCGCUGCGCUCCUGCUCCGCGCUCCGCACUCGGUACAGCGCGCCCGCCCCGUCGCCAUGGCUGGGCUUGUGGUUAGUGGAGCUCAAGUGUCCUACAUAGGCCAGGACUGCAGAGAGAUUCCAGAGCACCUCGGCAGGGACUGUGGACAUUUUGCAAAGAGGCUUGAUCUGAGCUUUAACCUUCUGAGGUCACUGGAAGGACUGAGCGCGUUCGGGAGCCUGGAGGAACUCAUCUUGGACAACAAUCUGCUCGGGGAUGACCUCGUGUUGCCAGGGUUACCCAGGCUCCACACCUUAACCCUCAACAAGAACCAAAUCACUGACUUGGAGUGUCUGCUUGAUCACCUGGCAGAAGUGACACCAGCUCUGGAGUACCUCAGCCUGCUGGGAAAUGUGGCAUGUCCCAACGAGCUAGUCAGCCUGGAAAAGGAUGAGGAAGACUACAAGAGAUACAGAUGCUUUGUUCUGCACAAGCUGCCCAAUUUGAAGUUUCUGGAUGCUCGUAAAGUAACCAAACAAGAACGAGAGGAAGCUUUGGUCAGAGGGGCGUUCAUGAAGGUGGUGAAGCCCAAGGAUGACCCAGCAUCAUUUGCUGAGGUAACAGUACCACGAGCUGCCCCCCUUCGCUGCAACACCCUCUGCGUCAUCGUUUUGCGAACCGCCUUUGCCAAGUGA